CUAGACCACAUGCCACUGUAUCACAUGGAAACAAUGAGGAGACAUUUGUCAUCGAACCCUCUGGGCUACAGACGAUUUACUUUACUGCUUUUAAAAUAGUUUUCUUUAUGUUCCAAUGGCUUUCGGCAGGUACACUAAGCUUAUUUGGUAUUUCAUGUUUUUGUGGUAGUUUUUUUGUUUUUUUUGGUAUUAUACUUUCUUUCAUUUUAAUGUUUUAGCUCUGACAUCAGCAAUUGGUCGACCAUCUAGUCAAUUCUAGUCUAUGCUGAGCACACUAGAUCGAGUGCCUAAGUGUCAGUUUUAUGUAAUCCCAGUAGGCAAUUGCCUAUACCCGAUGUCACGGCGAUGCUUGUAUGCAAUCCCAGUAGGCCCAUACCUAUACCCGGUGCUUGCAUGUACGGAUCUGAACUAUCAGAUCUACGGAUCUGAACUAUCGGAUCUACGGAUCUGAACUAUCAGAUCUACGGAUCUGAACUAUCGGAUCUACGGAUCUGAUCUAUCGGAUCUACGGAUCUGAACUAUCGGAUCUAAGGAUCUGAACUAUCGGAUCUACGGAUCUGAACUAUCGGAUCUAAGGAUCUGAACUAUCGGAUCUACGGAUCUGAACUAUCGGAUCUACGGAUCUGAACUAUCGGAUAACGGGUCUGAACUAUCGGACCUACGGAUCUGAACUAUCGGAUCUACGUAUCUGAACUAUCGGAUCUACGGAUCUGAACUAUCGGAUCUACGGAUCUGAACUAUCGGAUCUACGGAUCUGAACUAUCGGAUCUACGGAUCUGAACUAUCGGAUCUACAGAUCUGAACUAUCGGAUCUACGGAUCUGAACUAUCGGAUCUAAGGAUCUGAACUAUCGGAUCUAAGGAUCUGAACUAUCGGAUCUACGGAUCUGAACUAUCGGAUCUACGGAUCUGAACUAUCGGGUCUAAGGAUCUGAACUAUCGGGUCUAAAGAUGUGAACUAUCGGAUCUACGGAUCUGAACUAUCGGAUCUAAGGAUCUGAACUAUCGGAUCUGAGGAUCUGAACUAUCGGAUCUACGGAUCUGAUCUAUCGGAUCUACGGAUCUGAUCUAUCGGAUCUACGGAUCUGAACUAUCGGAUCUAAGGAUCUGAACUAUCGGGUCUAAGGAUCUGAACUAUCGGAUCUAAGGAUCUGAACUAUCGGAUCUACGGAUCUGAACUAUCAGAUCUACCGAUCUGAACUAUCGAAUCUACGGAUCUGAACUAUAGGGUCUAAGGAUCUGAACUAUCGGAUCUACGGAUCUGAACUAUCGGAUCUACGGAUCUGAACCAUCGGAUCUACGGAUCUGAACUAUCGGGUCUAAGGAUCUGAACUAUCGGAUCUACGGAUCUGAACUAUCGGGUCUAAGGAUCUGAACUAUCGGAUCUACGGAUCUGAACUAUCGGAUCUACGGAUCUGAACUAUCGGAUCUACGGAUCUGAACUAUCGGAUCUACGGAUCUGAACUAUCGGAUCUACGGAUCUGAACUAUCGGAUCUACGGAUCUGAACUAUCGAAUCUACGGAUCUGAUCUAUCGGAUCUACGGAUCUGAACUAUCGGAUCUAAGGAUCUGAACUAUCGGAUCUACGGAUCUGAACUAUCGGAUCUACGGAUCUGAACUGUCGGAUCUAAGGAUCUGAACUAUCUGAUCUACGGAUCUGAACUAUCGGAUCUAAGGAUCUGAACUAUCGGAUCUAAGGAUCCGAACUAUCAGAUCUACGGAUCUUAACUAUCGGAUCUACGGAUCUGAACUAUCAGAUCUACGGAUCUGAACUAUCGGGUCUACGGAUCUGAACUAUCGGGUCUACGGAUCUGAACUAUCGGAUAUACGGAUCUGAUCUAUCGGAUCUACAGAUCUGAACUAUCGGAUCUACGGAUCUGAACUAUCGAAUCUACGGAUCUGAUCUAUCGGAUCUACGGAUCUGAACUAUCGGAUCUACGGAUCUGAACUAUAGGAUCUAAGGAUCUGAACUGUCGGAUCUACGGAUCUGAACUAUCGGAUCUACGGAUCUGAACUAUCGGAUCUACGGAUCUGAACUAUCGAAUCUACGGAUCUGAUCUAUCUGAUCUACGGAUCUGAACUAUCGGAUCUAAGGAUCUGAACUAUCGGAUCUACGGAUCUGAACUAUCGGAUCUACGGAUCUGAACUAUCGGAUCUACGGAUCUGAACUAUCGGAUCUAAUGAUCUGAACUAUCGGAUCUAAGGAUCUGAACUAUCGGAUCUAAGGAUCUGAACUAUCAGAUCUACGGAUCUGAACUAUCGGAUCUACGGAUCUGAACUAUCGGAUCUACGGAUCUGAACUAUCGGGUCUACGGAUCUGAACUAUCGGGUCUACGGAUCUGAACUAUCAGAUCCGUACUUUUCCUCUUUUUAAGGCUGUGUACAGGAAGUGGUGGUACCCAUGAUGGGGGAAAACGUUGUGCUUCUAGAAUCAAUUCGUCCGCCUUGGUCCUCUACUGUCACUCCACUCUCACCCUGUGCAUCCCAGCGGCUGUUAGCAUGCAACAGCAGCCACGCCCUGGCCAUCGGCUUCCACUAGCCGGGUAAACCGGGUGAGGGGAGCUGAUGGGCCUCAAACCCUCGGUGAUUUAGGACUGCCCACCUGCUGCAUUGCGAAGCCUGGACUUCGACGGAUCCUGCGGAGGAGACCGUUCAGGCUCAGCGGAGGAGAUGGCGAUUACAGCAACGCACCGUGGAGUGUGCUGAACAAGAUUGAGGCACGUAGAACAUCUUGGUCAUCCACUGCAUCCGUAACCCACCUCCGGCCGUCUUAGUCUUGCCACUGGACACGGUGGGUCCGGACGAGAGAGUGAGGUUGACGCUGCGCAACUCUUCCCCACUUUAAACAAAGUCACCAGCGCAAAUCAUCAGUCAUACAUUUGUUUACUGGGUCACUCGAUUGUCCUAGUUUUGACUGGCGAACAACAUGCUUGUAUGUAAUCCCGGUAGGCCAAUACCUAUAUCCGGUGCUUGGAUGUAAUCUCGGUAGGCUUAUACCUAUAUCCGGUGCUUGUAUGUAAUCCCGGUAGGACUAUACCUAUAUCCGGUGCUUGUAUGUAAUCCCGGUAGGACUAUACCUAUAUCCGGUGCUUGCAUGUAAUCCCGGUAGGACUAUACCUAUAUCCGGUGCUUGUAUGUAAUCCCGGUAGGACUAUACCUAUAUCCGGUGCUUGCAUGUAAUCCCGGUAGGCCUAUACCUAUAUCCGGUGCUUGUAUGUAAUCCAAGUAAGCAUAUGCCUAUACCCGUUGUAUGAGUAUUUAUAAGUUCGACUUGACUAAAUUUACUUACAAUAAGAAUAUCUAUUAUAUUUUUGAUUUGCUUCUGGUGUGGCUGCUUCCUUAUAGCAACCAACCCUCCCCUUCACAACAUGUUUGAUAUUAAUAGUACUGAGUGGGGGGGGGGGUAAAAGGCUGUGAAGCAGCGAGCAUCACGCGUGACGGUUGAACUCAGGUAAGAAGGUUGCAUUUUUUUGUAGGGAGGCGACUAUUAAAACCAACCCUCCCCUUCACAACAUGUUUGAUAUUAAUAGUACUGAGUGGGGGGGGGGAAAAAGCCUGUGAAGCAGCGAGCAUCACGCGUGACGGUUGAACUCAGGUAAGAAGGUUGCAUUUUUUUGUAGGGAGGCGACUAUUAUAUUAAUCAACGAAGAGCCACGGGUAUGGUGUAAGACUGUACGACCAAUGUGUAAAGGCCGGCAGUAAGGGUGUAGGACUGUCUGUAAGCCUAUUGUGUAAAGGCCGGAAGGUAUGGUGUGGGUCUGUCUGUAGGCCUAUCGGGAGGUAGUGUGUAGGCUAUCGAUAGGCCUAUUGUGUAAAGGCUGGCAAAUGUUAUGGAAAAUGAGAAGUUAAGUUUUGUACUUUGACCCACCGGGUAUUUUCUCAAAUUAACCGGAUCCGGUGUCAAAACAACAGCAACAACAACAACAAAAACUGGUCACAGCUAAGCGCUAGUAAUGAAUUGACGAAUGGUAGCCCUAAUAUUGUAUGUUUCGCUUUUCCUCAUAACAAAUUCUUACAAUCCAGGAGGCCUCCUCAUAUGACAGGUAAAUUUUAAAUACCUACGUAUUUGCAAAUAACAGGCAUAUUUUUUUUUACAACAUAGUCCUUUACAGUGCAUAGUUUUCUGCUAUUAACAUUUAUCUAUGAUACUUCUUUAUCGCUCUAGUGUCGUUGCUAGAAUCCAAGCAUUCACCAAGGAUGUGGCUUCGGGAUCAAUGCUGCAGGCGGCAUCUCUAACGAUAGCUGAGGUGCAGAGACGGCGCCAGGGGCCAAUGGCAAGACAAGACAACAUGCAGAGGAGACGUCUGGCAACCGAGGCAAGGGCAGAAAAGUGGAUGAGAGCCCGUCAGGCAGCAAUGAAAAAAAAAGCCAAAGCAAGAGCAGCCAGGGAAGAGAGAUUUCGCCAGGCAGCAAUGGCGAGGCAAGCUAAAAUACAGAGGAAACGCGUGGAAGCCGCGGCCAGGGCGGAAAAGUGGCUUAGAGCCCGUCAGGCGGCGAGGGAAAAAAAAGCCAAAGCAAGAGCAGCCAGGGAAGAGAGAUUUCGUCGGGCGACAAUGGCGAGGGAAGCAAAGGCGAGAAAGAGGAGGGUCGCGAUGGUGGAAAGAAUGCGGCGGGUAAUACUCGCAAGGGAGGCCAGGCUGCAGAGAAAACGUGAGGCAGCGAUGGCAAGGGCGGCAAGGGCAGCAAGGGCGAGGGCAGCUAAGCUGGGAGGAGCGCGCCAUGGAGCGGCGGCAAGAGCGGCCAGGUUCCAGAGAAAUCGCCAGGGAGCCAUGGCGAGAGCAGCCGAGUCGGAGGAGCAUGAGAUCGAGACAACUUCUUCGGAGGAGCACGAGGUCGCGCCAACUUCGACGCAGGAGCACGAGGUCACACCGACCACUUCGACAUCCACCAUACUGUACGCGUAAAACGUGUUCAGGGUGUCUGAAUCGAGUUUGUUCAAAGGGGGGGAAUCAUCCCUGUCCACAUCAAAACGAUGAUAAUGCGAGGCAACGCUCUUCAAGCGGUCCAUUAAAUCAAUGUUUCCUUAAGGAAUUAAAAUCUUUGCCACGCCA
Lymnaea stagnalis (great pond snail) is the source of this 5050-nucleotide messenger RNA. Lineage: Eukaryota; Metazoa; Mollusca; Gastropoda; Lymnaeidae. The record is from the annotation of a GenBank genome assembly.